Molecule: messenger RNA, 3420 nt
Organism: Lodderomyces parapsilosis
Lineage: Eukaryota; Fungi; Ascomycota; Pichiomycetes; Serinales; Debaryomycetaceae
Gene: SSN6
Product: transcription regulator
Exons: 1
Coding region: 1-3420 (1139 amino acids)
Biological process (GO): regulation of gene expression
Molecular function (GO): chromatin DNA binding; protein binding; RNA polymerase II cis-regulatory region sequence-specific DNA binding
Source: RefSeq, a predicted model, not a curated record
AUGUAUAAUCCAGCACACUCAAUUGUUGUUGGGAAUAAACAGCCCCCACCACCAACUUUGAAUGGAGGUGUUCAUCCACAAUCCGGUUCGGGUGCACCACCACCACAGCAACAGCAACAGCAACAACAGCAACAGCAACAACACCAGUAUCAGCAACAACAACCACCUCAUGCAACAGGUCCGGGAAUGAUUGUAGCUGCGGCUCAAGCUACUGCCAACCAACAAGCAGCUGCUCAAGCUCAGGCUCAAGCCCAGGCACAGGCCCAAGCUCAAGCCCAGGCCCAAGCUCAAGCUCAAGCUCAAGCCCAAGCUCAAGCCCAGGCUCAACAAGCCCAACAAGCCCAACAAGCCCAACAAGCCCAACAACCUGGUCAAGGCAACCCCACCUCAAAUGCACUUAGUGAGACAACUGCAUCUACCUGGUUAGCAAUUGGUUCUUUAGCUGAAAGUUUGGGAGAUUUCGAUCGUGCAAUGUCAGCAUAUGACUCUGCAUUGAGGCAUUCCCCUAAUAACCCGGAAAUCUUGACCAAACUAGCCAAUGUUUACCGUUCAAAAGAUGUGUUUUUCAAGGCUGCAGAAUUGUAUGAACAAGCACUUAAUUUCAAUCCCGAAAAUGGUGAAACUUGGGGGUUAUUGGGCCAUUGUUAUUUAAUGUUGGAUGAUUUACAAAGAGCAUAUGCUGCUUAUCAGCGUGCAUUGUAUUAUUUGGAAAAUCCCAAUGUACCGAAAUUAUGGCAUGGUAUUGGUAUUCUUUAUGAUCGUUAUGGGUCAUUGGAGUAUGCUGAAGAAGCAUUUGUUCGUGUAUUGGAAUUGGAUCCUAAUUUUGAAAAAGCCACUGAAAUUUAUUUUCGAUUGGGGAUUAUUUAUAAACACCAGGGGAAAUUGCAACCAGCAUUGGAGUGUUUCCAGUACAUUUUGAACAAUCCGCCUCCGCCAUUGACUCAACCUAAUGUUUGGUUUCAAAUUGGAUCAGUUUUGGAACAACAAAAGGAUUGGAAUGGAGCUAAAGAAGCUUAUGAAACAGUAUUGCAAGUUAAUCCUCAACACGCCAAGGUCUUGCAACAAUUGGGUUGUCUUUACUCUCAAGCUGAACUGAAUCCGCCAACACCAGGUCAAAGUAAUGGAUCCUCUCACCGACAUGAACCAUUUCAACAGGACUUGAAUAUUGCUUUGAAAUAUUUGACUCAAUCGUUGGAAAUUGAUCCGACUGAUGCUCAUUCAUGGUAUUACUUGGGCAGGGUCCACAUGAUUAGAGGUGAUUUCAAUGCUGCUUAUGAAGCUUUCCAACAAGCUGUCAAUCGUGACUCCAGAAACCCAACUUUUUGGUGUUCUAUUGGGGUCUUGUAUUACCAAAUCAGUCAAUAUCGUGAUGCUUUGGAUGCUUAUACUAGAGCCAUUAGAUUGAAUCCAUACAUUAGUGAAGUUUGGUACGAUUUGGGAACAUUGUAUGAAACUUGUAAUAAUCAAAUUAGUGAUGCAUUAGAUGCUUAUAGACAAGCAGAAAGAUUAGAUCCAGGGAAUCCUCAUAUAAAGGCAAGAUUAGAUCAAUUGAUCAAGUAUCAACAAGAGGGUAAUACUCAUGCUCCACAACCACCUCCAUCUAUUCAACAGCCAAGAUUACCCCAGGGAAUGGUUUUGGAGAGUAACCAGCAACCAGGUCAACAAGGACUGCCACCGCAACCAGGUCAACAAGGACUGCCUCCGCAGCCAGGCCAACAAUUGCAAAGUGGUCCGGCGCCAGGUCAACCUUUCGGGCAACAGCAGCAGCAACAACAACAACAACAACAACAAUAUCAACAGCAACAACAGCAACAGCACCAACAGCACCAACAGCACCAGCAGCACCAACAACAACCGCUGCACCAACAUCCACAGCAACAACCAGCACAACAGCUGCAGCAUCAAUAUUCCCAACAAGCUCCACCUCCCCCAAACAAUGAAGGUCCAGCACCUCAGCAAUUGACAGCAGCAGCUAGUCAACAUGGAUCACAAUUGCCAGCACCACCACCACAUCAACAAAUUCCCCAGUACCCACAAGGACAACCAGGCACUGCAGCAGGUCUUGCUCAGUACCAAAGUUCAAAUCUCAAUCAACAACCACAGCAGCAUCACCAGCAAAUUCCUAUACCCCAACAGGCUCCACCUCCAUCGCAAUUCAACAGCCAAACUUCUCAUCAACCUCAACCUCCUAUCCAAGUGAAUCAAAGUGAGCCAUUGCAGGCUAGUCCAGCAUUACCCACUUUAAACAAUUCUAAUCCAUCCAUUGAAACAAAACCACAAUUGGAUUCGAAACAAAAGGAGGCAAAGAGAACGCCAAAGCCUAAUGAUGCUGUGUUGACGUCUGAAAGUUCAACGAAACAAUCAGAGCGUGCUAGCUCUCCUCAUGUUGCAAAAGUUGAACAACCAGCACAACUGGAAACGCCAGAAACCACUCCGCAUGCUGAGGAACUGGCAACCAAUUUGAAGCAAGAGCAAGCAGCCACUGAGGCGAAAAGUGUAUCUGCUCAACAAGAGCAACAGCAAAAACAACCAACACUGGAAGUUGCUGAAAGCAAGCCAGAGUCGCCAUCUGUGCCAACAGAACAGGCCGAAGAACCACCAGUAGCAACAACGGCGGCACCGGCAGCAGCACCAGCAGCAGCCCCGGCAGAAUCAGCACCUGAAAAUAGCAAAACUGCAUCUCCAGCCCCACAAAACAAUGGGAAACACGAUUUGGAUGAAAAGGAUGAUUCGGAAAAGAUUUUGAAAAAGAAGGAUACCGAAGGACAAAAAGCAACUACUGCUUCCGAACCUGAGCAUCAAAAUGAAUCUUCGACGAAGCCCAUCCAGGAAGAAGUUGCAGUCUCUUUGAAACCUAGCGUUGAGACUUCUGAAGCUGCGUCAGUUCAGCAACCAAAUCCAGGAACUCCUUCUUCGGCUGAAGUCCCACCAGUGCCAGCUGAAGAGUCUUCAGUUCCUCGUUUUUCAAGUAAUGUGACUGGCAACAAUGACGCAGAGGAGCAAGAAAAUGGAGCUAACCCCAAUGAUCCCGAUGAAGUCGUUUCUGGGGCUAUACCUGCUGGUAAUAAGGACAACGGUGACCGCGGUAGUGAUGGCAAACCAGUUGAGCAGGAUCAUCAUCAUACAGGUGAGACUUCUGCUAGAGAAGAGAAACAUGAAGAAGAACGCAAGAGGUCUGAAGUUAAUGAUGAUGUAGAAAAGAAGGCUGAAGGUGGUGAAGAGAAGAAGGAAGGUUCGCCAGCUGGCGCUGGUGCUGAUGCUCCGGCUACCGAAGCUACCAAGAAGGAUGAUGUUGAAGUGAAGGAGAGUAAACCAGAUGAUGAGAAGAACGAAAAUGAGGAACCUGAUGCGAAGAAGGAGGAAGAUCCUGAGCCUCCAAUGAGACAGGUUGAAGAGGAUGAGGAUUAUGAUGAUGAAUAA